Messenger RNA from Anoplopoma fimbria (sablefish), 2348 nucleotides. Its product is annotated as cell division cycle-associated protein 7-like. Gene Ontology annotation, cellular component: nucleus. The transcript has 9 exons. Gene Ontology annotation, biological process: regulation of DNA-templated transcription. Lineage: Eukaryota; Metazoa; Chordata; Actinopteri; Perciformes; Anoplopomatidae. The record is from RefSeq and is a predicted model, not a curated record. The coding region runs from base 98 to 1336 and encodes 412 amino acids.
ACAAAACAAGCACAUCGAAUAUACAAUCAGAUUAAUUGGAUAGGGAACGUCCCAGCUAAACCUCAGAAGCUAGUUGAUCCCUGUCAUCCAGAAUACAAUGGCCGGGGUUUUAGGAAUGAACGCCAUCACAACCAAGCCAACUUUAGCAGAUGUUUUUGUGGAGGACUCUGAAAAUGAGGGAUCAUUUUAUGGCUUUUCUGACAGUGAGAUCAACGACCACUGCCUUAAGGUGAGCAAUUUGGAAGAUGAAGAUGAGGCCCAGCCUGACCUUUCUCCCAAGGAGCAGAAAGCAACAUCUAAGCCAUCUUUUAGUGCCAAAACAUUCAGGCUGAGGGUGGCUCUCCGCUCUACUCUCUCGACCCAGCAGUCCACUGAUGAUGAAGAUGAUGAGGAGGAGGAGGAGAAGGAAGAAAAGAGGAUAAAUAAGAGAGUGGUGAAGUGGGCAGGAAAGACCAGUCAGGCAAAGAAGAAGAGGCGUGUUAAAUUUGAAGAUGAAGAGACAGCGGUGGCUCGGCCAUCUCCUUCCAAAGAGUGUGGAUCCGAUUCAGCAGAAGAUGUACCUGCUUCUUUCCUGACCAAGAGAGAACAGAACAUCAAGGCCAACAAAGCAAUGUUGGCUCAGCUAAUGGCAGACCUGCAGAAAAUGCCAGGAGGGGCAGGGAUUCUGAAAAAACAGGCAGGCAAACAGAAGACAAAAGACAGAAAUUCUCGUCCACCUCGCUCUGGUGCAGCCGGAGGAGAGACCAGGAAGAACCCAGAACGGGCUUCUCGCAGACAAACGCGCUCAAUGGGGGGAAGUGACGAUCCCUCAGCCCCUAAGGAGGAAGACCUGGAGCUCAGCCUGGAGGAACUGCUGGAGGUACGCAGAUCCCCACAGCGCCGGGGCGCCCCACGGCCCAAGCAGUGCAAACCGCAUUGUAUCCGUCCUGUGGAGGACAUCACAGAGGACGAGAUUCAGCUGGUCGCAGACAACAUGACGGAAAAGGUCUAUAACAGAGUCACGGGCUCCACUUGUCAUCAGUGCCGUCAGAAAACGGUCGACACUAAGACGUGCUGCCGCAGUGAGGACUGUCGCGGGAUCCAGGGCCAGUUCUGUGGACCGUGUUUGAGGAACAGAUAUGGAGAGGAGGUCAAGAAGGCGCUACUUGAUCCGGAGUGGAAGUGUCCUCCCUGUCGUGGUAUUUGCAACUGCAGCUUCUGCCGCCAGCGUGAUGGCCGCUGCCCGACUGGCAUCCUGUUCCCUCUGGCUCAGUACCACGGCUUCUCUGACGUCCACUCCUACCUCAGCAGCCUCCGUAAAAAACUGAAGAGUGAGGACAACGACGUAGAGAUGUGAUAUUAACAUAUGGUGGUGCAAUUGUUCAAGUUGGUUUUAUUUCCCCCUAUAAGUUUUGAGUUGUUUUAAAACCUCGUAAAACAUCCACAACCUGUGGUUUUAAAUGAAUAAAGUUUAUUUUUUUUAAUCAUCUGAUUGUUUGAGACACAAGUUUGCAAAGAAGCGACCAGUAUAUUCAGAAUUUUAAUCCAGCUGUUGGCAUUUGCAGUAGUUGUAUACACACACAAUAUAAAAUCCCUUAUUUAAAACGGGGCAAAAAAAAUAAGAGCACUUGUUGUCUGAUGAACUUAGUCUAUAGAGUUUCAAAGGAGAGCUUUUAAACAUACAUUUCUGUCAUACAAGUUACAAAUAUCUUUCAAAUAAAGCAGAAUUCUGGAGCCAUGAAACAAUGUCAACAGUGGUGAGAAGCAUCUUUCAGAAAGAAAAAAACAAAAACCAUUGACGAUACAUUUAGCAACUUAUUUAUUUGGACAACAAAGGGAUGUGUGUCCGGUGCCUGCCUCGAGCUGGAUCGUUUCCAGUUAGAACUUUAACAUAUGCAUUACACAAGUAAAAAUUAAUAGAAAGUUUAUGGACCAAAGAAAGACUUCCUAGUUUUGCUUAUAAAAUGAGUAUGAACCUUUGGUUUUGAGCUUGCAUAUUUAUGCUUUCAUAACAUUAUUACAAAAUACUUCUCUGACCCGAUUUAACUGAAAGGAAAAAAAAAAAAAAAAAAAAAAGAUUUCCACCAAAAGAAAACGGAAACUGACAUAACUGCAAGGCAAAGAUGAUAAGUAUACCACAGGAAAGAAAGUACUGGGAAGAUCUGGACUGUAUAGAACACAUUAUUCUAUGACAGAAAGGCUCUUAAAUUUAAACAUUUAAAUCUACAUAUAUAUAUAGAUAUAUAUAUAUAUAUAAAAGUAAUAACAUAAGAUUAAGAUUGAUUGUGCAUGAGAGGUUCAUACAACUUAAAGGCGAUCUCUUGCAAUCAUGUAAGAUGAUCCUGCCUAAGCUAAGAAUUUCUGUAGCC